AAUAGCGCUGAAAUUGGCUUGUGCGGUACUUAACUGUCAAAAAGGACCUAAGCUCCUGAUAUUGUCUGGUGUAUGAGUGUAAUAGUUUUUCGAAUCAGCUGGUUCCUGUAGGCGAUCAGGAGAAUAUUCAAGUCCUAACCUAAAAUAAUACAAAACUGUGAUAUGAAUUCAACUCCUUCACUUGGUAAAACGAACGGUCCGGACACACGAUGCAUUUAUUUCGAAGACAUCCAGUUUUUUUCUCCAAAUAUCGAUAUGUCGUCAUGGAACAAAACUGAAGUAAACAAAUAUUUUCAUGUUCUUGAAAACAACUCGACAGACUGUUUCACUGUCGUUAAUAUAUCAAUUCCAACCAACAGAGAGGGGAUUUUAUGCGUUACGGAUUCAAUUACCAAUAAACAAUUAAUUUGUUUCCCACUCAAUGAGAUCAAAAACUUGUCAAAGGGAUCCGACACCGCAACAGCAAAUUAUGUUUUACUAACUCACGGUACUUCACCAUCAAAUAACGAAGCGAUAGACCCGUCUUCAGAAGAGCCAUUGAACAUGUACCUAACACAUAUAUUACGUUGUCCAACAUAUCAUGGGACGUUGAAGAUAAUCGAUGUCAUCCGUCGAAUCAUUACUGAAGAAACUGGAUCCACUGCUACUAUGUCAGGUGUGUGGGAGCCUCAAAGUGUUACUUUACGUUUACAUUUGGAUAUAAGAGAAGAUGACGGAUCGAAUGUUAACUUUACUCCUGUACCAAAAGAAAAAUCGGAAUUAUUUAAAAUGAGAAAGAGCACAGCUAAACGACUAUUUGUUGGUGUCAGUCAAUUAGACGGUCAUAUUUAUCUACCGAUAAAUGGAAUUUUAGACGUAUGUUUGGGUUUUGGUCGUUAUCUAUCGGAUAGUGAACUAACCUAUUUGGGAGGUGAAGAAAAUGUCACACGAGGAGAAGCAUCAUCUAAUUCUUUAAGCGGAACUUCAUUUUCUACUUGGGUUACUUGGCCAUCAAAUCAUAAUCAAUUCUCUAUGUUUGAUGUCGUUGGAAGUCGUGAUGAAUGUAUAUUCUUCACGGUUGUUGUACGCCUACUUAUCCAUAGACUUGAAGAACCAUUAGCUCUGCGACGAAUCUGCCGAGCGCGUGUUUAUAAACCAGAUGAAAUAUUUUGGCUCUCUUUAGAUAGAAAACCUGUUAUAGAGGAUUAUACUAUUAAAUUAACUGAGAGUAUAGAUGAAAACGGAAAUUUACACGCUGGUAAAAUACAGAAAAUUUUCAAUGUUACUGCAUUUCAUCCAGAACAUAAUCAAUCAAUUGUUCCAUCAGUUGUUAAUCAAGCUGAAGAUAGUGACAAUGAACCACUGAUGAGCGGUAAUGGAAUUGUAUCGAGAGAAGUUACAGAUGAUCAGCUACUUCUUGAAUGGGGACAUUUAGUUACUGAAUGGCAUAACAAAGUCAGACAAGAUCAAGCUAAUGGUCUCGGCUUAUCUACAUAUUGUUUGAGAAUUGAAUUAUUGUAUAGUGGUUGUUCUGGUCCUCAUAUUUCUCAUUUAGGUUCUGCAUUUUGUCAACGAAUUAGAAAACUAGUUAAUCGUGGUAUUCCAGAUGCCUUACGAGCUGAAGUUUGGCAGUUAUUAUCUGGUUGUCCUGUUGAUGAAAGUGGACUGAUGGAUGCUUAUCGAAUUCUUAUUACUAAACCAUGUAAACAUGAUGAAGUUAUACGUCGUGAUUUAGCACGCACAUUUCCAGCUCAUAGUUUCUUUCGUGAUAAAAUUGGACAGGAAAGUCUUUUUCUUGUUAGUCGUGCUUAUGCUUUGUACGAUGAAGAAGUUGGUUAUUGUCAAGGUUUAACAUUUUUUGCCGCUGUAUUAUUACUUCAUAUGCCAGUAGAACAAGCAUUCACACUAUUAGUACAAGUGAAUAACAAUUAUGGAGUUCGAGAAUUUUUCUUAAAUGAUUUCGAUGGAUUACAUAUGCGAUUAUAUCAAUUGGAUCGUAUUAUUCAGGAUCAAUUGCCAGAUGUAGCAAAACAUUUUAGUGAUCUUGGCUUAGAAACUCACAUGUUCGCUAGUCAAUGGUUUUUAACAUUGUUCACUGCUAAAUUUCCAUUAAAUGUUGUCUUUCAUAUUGUUGAUCUGUUUCUAACUGAGGGUUUGAUAUUCAUAUUCAAAGUAUCUUUAGCACUAUUGCAAUUGGCUAGACGUGAUUUACUCGGUUUGGACUUUGAAGGUGUUCUCAAGCAUUUGCGUGUUACGAUGCCAAAAAAAUAUUUAGUCCAUGAUGCUAAUCAAGAAUUACUUAGUAUUGCAUUAUCGGCUAAAGUUACUUCCGCCAAAUUACAAAAAUAUGCUAAAGAAUGGAUAACAAAGAGGGCUCAAGAAAAAUUAACCGAAUCUCCUCUGCAUGUCAUGGAGUGUCAGUUGGCAUCAUUACGUCGAGAAGUUUCUCGAUUAGAACACGAGAAUGAAUCACUGGCUACCGGUCUUUUAUCGAGUAAAACAUUAAUGCACAAACAAGUUGACCGGUUAGAAGAUAAAGCUGAAAUAUUAACUCGAGAAUUAUUCGCUUCCAGGCAAGAUUUCCAAGAUGCUUUAGAAGAGAAAGCUCACUUAGAAAAUGAAGUACUACAGGUGAAAAAAAUGUUUCGUAAUGCACUUGAAGAGAAUUCCAUUGAAUUAAAAAGAAAUCAACAUAUGUUUACUAGUUAUAAAGCAAUUAUAAAAGAAUUAAAUGAUUAUUUAAUUAAAAUUAAUGAAAAUUAUCCUAUCAAUUCAUUAACUAUUAAUCAAUUAUAUAAACAUGAUCCGUUAUUUUUGGAUUUAACUUUUGAUUUAAUAAAACAAGUAUUACAUUGUAAAGAAUGUUCAUCAAUUGUCAAUACUUAUAUUGAAAAAUCAAAUAAUGUAAAUUUAACAGAUAAUGUAAAUACUUCUUUAUCUAUUAGAGAGGAAGAGAUUGUUAAUAUGAACAAUAAUAAUGAUAAUACAGACAAACAAAAUCAAGAUCAUUUGAAUAAUCAAUCUGAAGAAAAAAUCAUUAAUGGUAAAUGUACAAGAAGACAAUCAAUUAUACAUAUUCUUGAUAAAUUCAAAUUAUUGAAUAUACCUAACAAUUGUUCUUCUCCAUCAUUGAAAUUACAUGAACUAAAUGGUGAUAAAUCAAUGGAAGAAUCUAUCAGAAUAAAUAAUAUUACAUCUAAUACAAUUAAUGAAAAUAAUUGUGAAACAUCAUCACACUAAUAAACAAUUAUCUAUUGAAAUUAUGUAAAUAUUAUUUAUCAUUAAUUAUGUAUUUAUCUUAUAAUUUUCAAUGUUAACAAAUUAAAACUAAUACUAAUUUUAAAUUGUAUUUAUGAUCAUAUUCUCUUAAUUCAUUACACUACUAUAUCGCCGUAGUAACUAUUAUUAUUACGAUUAUUAUUAUUGUUACUUUCUGAGUGAUUAUUCAUCAUUAUUUUCAUUUUCGUUUUAAUUAUUUGAAUUAUUUUUUUUCUUUUCUUUAUCUUUUUAUAUUUUGAUGAAUGAUCUUACCAUUUAUUUAUUUCUUUUGUCUUAUUUAAUAUAUAUUACGAAAUAAAUAAAAAUUACAUUAAAUCUUCAUCAUAAUUAUUUCUUUAAUUUCAAUUUUAUUUUAUUUUAUAAUAAUUGUAAACUUGAUCAUUUAAACAAUCAUAGCAUAUUUGUAAUUGAAUUAAAUUGAAUUGUUCAAUAUGUUAUAAAUUAUUUUGUAACGUUCAAGAUUUUGUUGUUUGAAACUAUAAUUCAUUUCUGUAAUAAACCUUUUCCUAUGACUCUUUUUUUCUCAAAAUUUGCUUUAUAAUGUUGAAUUAUAUAAUAUCAGCCUGAAGAAAAAAAAAUUAUUCGCAAAUUGUAAUUUCAAUUAGAUAUCUCUUUUAAUUAGGUAAAUUAUACUCUUCUACUAUCAAUUUCAUAUAGAUUUCUUUACUUCUAUAAAAAAAAAACGUAAAGAUAUAUCUAUAUACAAUGAAUAAAGGUUUCUCACAUAGCAACAAACUUCUUUAAUAUGAAAAUCGACUACUUAAUUUAGUAUACAAUUGAUAUUUUAAAUAACUUUUUUUGUCUGACUGUUAGAGGCUUUAUCUAAAUAUUAAUCUCUUGAAAAGUAAAGAAUUCUUAUAUGUUAACUUCAUUAAAUUUAAAACAAUAACAUACUUCAAGAAAUAUUAAUAAUUUGGGAAUUUUAUUAAGCUAUUGUGUAUAUUGACUUUAUUAUUUUCAUAUCUUCAAAAUCUAUCGAAUUAUCUUCCAAAUCAUUUGGCUCAUUAAAAACCCAUUUAUUUAUUAUAAUUAUACUAAAUCCUACUAUGUGUUCUACUUGUAUUCCAUUUUAAUAUGAAGCUGAUAUAGUGAAUAAUGCUUGAGAUUUAAUAGUCAGUUCAUAACUUCAUUCAUUCAGAAGUAAAAUACAAUAAACCUUGUAUUACAACUGCAUAAUUAUUUUUAAUGGCUUUAGUUGUGUUAAUUAAUCUUAAGUAUUUUGUGUAUCAGUUUAUCAAUUUACUAAAAAGAAAUAAUUUUUAUUGGC
Molecule: messenger RNA, 4525 nt
Organism: Schistosoma margrebowiei
Lineage: Eukaryota; Metazoa; Platyhelminthes; Trematoda; Strigeidida; Schistosomatidae
Source: the annotation of a GenBank genome assembly